This is a messenger RNA of Neltuma alba, 2193 nucleotides long. RefSeq lists its product as uncharacterized. The record is from RefSeq and is a predicted model, not a curated record. Gene Ontology annotation, molecular function: nucleic acid binding. The transcript is spliced from 6 exons. Gene Ontology annotation, biological process: DNA integration. NCBI's taxonomy places the organism in Eukaryota, Viridiplantae, Streptophyta, Magnoliopsida, Fabales, Fabaceae. Bases 1 to 2193 code for a protein of 730 amino acids.
AUGCAUGAGGAUGAGUUUAUUGCCAAGUAUAUUGACCUCUCCAAGCAUGUUACAUACUUACAGCAGAAUAAUGAUCCAGAAUGGAUGGCCCGACAAUUGAUAGAACGGGCGAGGCCAGAGUUGAAGCAGCAAAUGGCCUUAUAUGAGUUUAAGAGUUUCGAGGAUGCUUGCACGAAACUCAGGAUGACAGCUCGCAGAAUCCGAGAGGGUAUUGACGUGAUUAUUGGUAUGGAUUGGCUAUCGGCAAAUAAUGCCAUUCUGGAUUGCAAAAGGAAGAUAGUAACUCUUCCUUUGUGCGCUACGAUAGUUGAGGCUAUUAAUGGUUGUUUGUGGUUGUCUGCUACUCAAGCAACUAAGUGUAUUCAGAAGGGUUGUCAAGCGUAUGCUGUUUUCUUUUCUGUUAGUACGGAUAAAGAAGUUGGUAUAGACCAAAUCGAGGUAGUAAAGGAGUUUCCUGAGGUAUUUCCUGAGGAAAUAUCCGGUUUACCUCCUGAAAAGGAAGUUGAAUUCUCCAUUGAGCUAGUACCAAGGACAGCUCCAAUUUCUAAAGCACCGUACAGAAUGUCACCUUCUGAAUUGGCAGAGCUAAAAAAGCAAAUCGAAGAAGAAGUGAAGUUCUUAGGCCAUGUAGUAUCUGCAAAUGGAGUAGUUGUUGAUCCUAGCAAGGUCGAUGCUGUAUUGAAAUGGGAGACACCAAAAUCUGUGACGGAGGUACGAAGUUUUGUGGGCUUAGCUGGGUAUUACCGAAGAUUCAUCAAGGGAUUUUCUCAGAUCGCCAUGCCUCUAACUAAGUUGACCAAGAAAGACCAACCAUUUAUCUGGAGUGAAAAGUGUGAGGCGGCUUUCCAAGAACUAAAGGCUAAGUUGACCACGGCUCCAGUGUUGACUAUUCCAGAUCCUAGUAAAUCGUACACCCUUUACACUGAUGCUUCACUUAAGGGUUUAGGGUGUGUCCUGAUGCAGGAAGGAAAGUUUGAAGUCUUCAGCGAUCACAAGAGCCUAAAGUAUUUAAUAGAUCAGAAGGAAUUGAAUAAUAGACAACGCUGGUGGAUGGAAUUCAUCAAGGACUAUGACUUUGAGCUUAAGUAUCAUCCGGGUAAAGCCAAUGUGGUUGCAGACGCUUUGAGUAGGAAAACGGUGCAUGUGUUUCACAUGAGUUUGGAGGAACACUACUGCUUAGAGAGAUUGAGAGAUCUCCAAGUAGUGCAUGAGGCUCCAGCCACUCUACAAUCAAUUUUGGGUGAUUAUGAGUUCUUUCGAGACUUGAAGGCUGCACAGAUGGAGGAUGACCGGUUACUAAGCAUCCGAGACGAAGUGGAGACCCAUGGUAUGCCUGAUUAUGAAAUUGGUGAAGAAGGAAUCCUGAGUAUUUCCAUGGAUUUCAUUACUGGUAUGCCAAGAACCUCGGCUGGCUAUGAUGCGAUAUGGGUAAUUGUAGAUAGAUUGACUAAGUCAGCGCACUUCCUGCCUAUCAAGAGUACUUACUCUUUAGAACGAUUGACAAAGCUGUAUAUAGAUGAGAUUGUUCGACUUCAUGGAGUGCCAGAGUCUAUCAUUUCAGAUAGGGACCCAAGGUUUACAUCGAACUUCUGGCAGUCAUUACAUGAAGCCAUGGGCACUAAGCUCAAGUUUAGUACUGCUUAUCAUCCUCAGACUGAUGGACAAACUGAGAGGACGAUUCAGACUCUCGAGGACAUGUUGAGGGCCUGCGCUAUAGAGCUAAAGGGUAGUUGGGACACUCACUUGUCAUUAGCUGAGUUUGCCUAUAACAACAGCUAUCACGCUAGUAUUCAGAUGGUUUCACCUGUCACUGGUGUUGGUAGAUCCAUUAAAGCCAAGAAGCUUACACCCCGAUUUAUGGGUCCUUAUGAGAUUUUGGAGCGGAUUGGACCUGUUGCAUAUCGAAUUGCGCUGCUGCCACAUCUUUCCAGUUUACACGACGUGUUCCACGUGUCACAGUUGAAAAAGUAUCAUCCCGAUCCGUCUCAUGUUAUUGAGCCUGAAGAGGUGGAAUUGCGAGAUAAUUUGACCUAUCCAACAGAACCAGAGCGGAUUUUGGACGUUAAGGAUAAACAAUUAAGGAACAAAACUAUCCAUCUUGUUAAAGUCUUUUGGAAGGGCAUGAGUCCUGGUGAUGCUACUUGGGAGACAGAGGAACGGAUGCAUUAUGAGUACCCUUACCUGUUUUCUUAG